UUUGACUACUAAGUCAUGACAUUUAGCCUGAGUCAAUCUCACGCUUUAUUUGUAAUAUAUACAGAACAUAUAAGAAAACAUUUACAGGCCCGCCGGACUCCUGGGUUUAAUAUUUUAAGAAGCCCGAUCCCGAUUUUACUGGCCUCAGGCAUUGGGCCACUGGUUAACGUCGAAGACUGCUAUUUCCUAUAUAGACAAACAUAUAAUGAGAGUCAGACUGAUGAAGUCAACCCUAAAGCAUAUCCUUUGGCUGAUUCGCAGCUCACACAGGAGAUUCUGGAUCUGGUACAACAAGCCUCACACUACAAGCAGCUCAAGAAAGGUGCCAAUGAAGCAACAAAGACUCUGAACAGAGGGAUGUCGGAGUUCAUUGUUAUGGCAGCCGAUGCUGAGCCUUUGGAGAUAUUGUUACAUCUGCCAUUGCUGUGUGAGGACAAGAAUGUUCCUUACGUAUUUGUGAGAUCAAAACAAGCACUAGGAAGAGCCUGUGGAGUAUCCAGGGCUGUCAUUUCCUGCUCUGUCACAGUCAAUGAGGGGUCUCAACUGAGGCCAAAGAUUCAGACCAUUCAGCAGAACAUUGAGAAGCUCCUCAUAUAAAUCCCCAUUAUAAAGGCCCUUACUGAAAAACUCCUUUAUACAGUUUGGCUAACUGUUUUACUUCUGCUAAAAUUCAUCUAUUAAGUCUUGUUACAUUACAAAAAAGUCUUACACACAACAUAAAAAGUCAUGAGGUUUUGCAUUCAUAUUGUUGUCCAUUGAUGGAAAAAUUGUACUAUGUUUUGUUUUACCAUUUUAAUAAAAAAAAGGUAUUAAUGAAUUUACAUAUA
Ostrea edulis (European flat oyster) is the source of this 827-nucleotide messenger RNA. Its product is annotated as NHP2-like protein 1. The coding region runs from base 16 to 597 and encodes 193 amino acids. The transcript has 5 exons. The record is from RefSeq and is a predicted model, not a curated record. Gene Ontology annotation, cellular component: small-subunit processome; nucleolus; precatalytic spliceosome. NCBI's taxonomy places the organism in Eukaryota, Metazoa, Mollusca, Bivalvia, Ostreida, Ostreidae. Gene Ontology annotation, molecular function: RNA binding. Gene Ontology annotation, biological process: ribosome biogenesis; maturation of SSU-rRNA; mRNA splicing, via spliceosome.